CACAGUCCUGAGUUUGAGUUUGUUCAUUUACCAAGCGACUCACCACAGCAUCAUGAGACUUUUGAAUGGUGUGAUUAUUGUGGUAGCAGCAGGACUAGUCGGAGCCAUGGCUGAGUACCACGAGGUGUCAGUAGGAAUACCGUACAAGAUGCAGACACCAGAGUACCCCAACAACUAUUCCAACAACGCCCUCUACCGGUGGCAGCUGGAGGUAAAGGAUGCUGCUUACGUCAUCCACGUGGUUUUCACAACAAUAGACAUCGAACAAUGUAGCGGCAGCAUAUGUAACUGUGAUUACCUGGAGCUGUUUGACGGACCGUCAGAAAUGUCGUCCAGAAUCGUCAGACUGUGCUCGUCCUCACCCAUGAUGUCCGACUUGUAUAGCAGUGGUUCCAGUCUCUACAUCAAGUUCGUCAGCGAUGCUUCGAGGACUGGCACCGGCUUCACUCUGACCUACAGCGCCGUGCACCGGCAGUCCGCUUUAUUGAGCACAACGACACCCAUCGCCAGCUGGCCAACCUACUCUACAGCAUCAACAGCUGCCUGUAAUUACAGUGUCGUUACUCUACAUGCGGAUGUCAACUCUAAAGAAUUAAUUUAUUCUCCAGGCUACCCAGAUAAUUAUCCACCCAAUAGCAACUGUCAAUGGCGAAUCUCUGCCGACCAGGGCAAUGUCAUUCACCUGUUUGUUCACGAGGUGUCCAUGGAGAACUGCAACACCUGUACCUGCGACAAAGUAGUCAUGUACGAUGGUCCGUCGUCCUCUGCCAGCGAGCUGUAUCGCAUGUGCACAACAAUCCAGCCCAACUACUCCGUGUAUAGCACUGGACAGGACAUGUUCAUCACCUUCACCUCCGACUUUAAUGGCAGCGGCAGGGGCUUUGUUCUCGAGUACUGGGCUGUACCCGACCGCACCGAGAGGACCUGCGCAUUUUAUCUAGGAGCUUCGGCGAGUGAGACCAAAACCAUUUAUUCCCCUGGUUAUCCUAUGAAUUAUUCCAAUAAUGCCGAGUGCAGCUGGCAAGUACGUGCUGAUGCCGGCUACGUGGUGCAGCUGUCGGUACUGAAUGUCGACAUGGAGCAGUGCACGACCUGCUCGUGCGACAAACUGCAGAUUUUUGACGCCUCAGACUACUUGUACGGCCGGAGGAUCCGUCAGUACUGUGGGAGCUUGCACUUCGAUGUUGUGUACACCACCCAGCAGUACGCCUUCCUCACCUUCACCUCCGACUCCUCCAAAACUGGCAAAGGCUUCGUCAUUACAUACAGAGCGGUGACCUAUGACCCUGAGUUCUAUAAAACAACUGUAGGAAGCCCUACCUAUAGCCAAGAUCAGACGACUAUUCUCGUGAUGAUCGUCGUCGGUAGUCUGACGGGAAUGUCCAUCCUAGUCAUCUUCGUCGUUUUUAUCUUCUUUCUCGUCAAACGACGCCAGGCCAGAUUACUCAACACCUACAGCAACCUCCCCCACACCGGCAACACGGUCACCGUCACCAGCACCACCGUGCCGCCCAUGCAUUACUACCAGCCUAACAUUGGGGUGGUUGUCUCUGUCCCGGGUGUUGUGUACCCAGCUCAGUCGGCCCCACCUGCCUUCAUGAAUGAAGCUUUCACACCUGACUUGAUCCCGACUUCAAAUCAGUCUCUCCCUCCGCAGACAAGCCAGUGAUUUCUCACAGCACAACAGAAUAUCCAUGUUCAUACAGCAAGGUGACACACGCCGCGACAAACAAUGUUCCUCCGCAGCCACAUCUUUUCUUCGCCGAAGGGAGGAAGAAAAGCUUUCCACGAAACGCCAAUGUUAUUUUUAGCAUACUUACUGUAUUUAUGUAUAGAAUUUUGGAUUCUUGUAAAACAAAGAAAACUGUCAGUUUCUAAAUUUAACAUAAACCUUAAUGUCCCAAUGUCUUCCCUUUUCUUCGCACAAUAUCUUCUUGACACAGUGUGUUGUUGACUGGCAUCUUAUUCUGGCAACUUCUACAUCUUCGACCGUCCAUAUCUCCUCUUUGCUUUCUGAGACUUCAUCUGUUUUGAGAACAGUUAGCUGGUCUUUAUUGGCAGAAAACCAGCAUAAUAGUUACUUCUGCUCAAUCUUUUCUUCAUCUAGACUCUUAACUCAACUAUCAUUCUUACUCAUUGUCCAUCUUCACCAUCGCUAAUCCAUCUCCAUCCAAGCAUCCAAGCUCAUUAUCAUCUUAUCCACCCUCAUCAAUCAACUACCCAAGCUCAUUAUCAUCUCAUCCAUUCCUAUUGCGUAUCUCUCUAUCCUGCUCACUCAUCCUCACUCACUCGUCCCUGCUGAGCUUCUGAGCUGCACGAAUCCAUCCUCAUCAGUUAUUACUCAUUAUUACAUCAUUAUUUUCAUCGUGUUAUCAGAUGAAACUGAUGCAGAUUUACAGUCUAAAAAGAAAGUUCACGUUUUGUGUCAAAGUUUCUUGGCACACUAUACCGAAUGUAUUCGUUGGAAAUACUGAAAACAUUCCCUCGAUGUUAGAUAGUAGCAUAAUCAUAAUUGGUGUGAUGGUGUAAUGGUGUGAUGUCGGCCAGAUUCCAGUUACUCCAACAUGGACUAGCAACUGUUUUGUCUUCAUGACACACUUUUGAGGAUAGGUAAAGUGAACAAUCGAUUUGCUAAAACCGUCAUGAAUUUUUUUUUUUUAUUGGAUACUUUUUUUUCGUAUAAGCAAAGUAGAAGCAGAAUAUGUUCUUAAUAUUGUACAUACAAUUUUUAUUUAUUUAAAAAAAUAAAAGAUAUAAUAAG
Molecule: messenger RNA, 2761 nt
Organism: Pomacea canaliculata
Lineage: Eukaryota; Metazoa; Mollusca; Gastropoda; Architaenioglossa; Ampullariidae
Product: deleted in malignant brain tumors 1 protein-like
Exons: 14
Coding region: 53-1669 (538 amino acids)
Source: RefSeq, a predicted model, not a curated record